Molecule: messenger RNA, 3437 nt
Organism: Zeugodacus cucurbitae (melon fly)
Lineage: Eukaryota; Metazoa; Arthropoda; Insecta; Diptera; Tephritidae
Product: alpha-protein kinase 1
Exons: 7
Coding region: 1648-3222 (524 amino acids)
Biological process (GO): regulation of transcription by RNA polymerase II
Cellular component (GO): nucleus
Molecular function (GO): RNA polymerase II cis-regulatory region sequence-specific DNA binding; DNA-binding transcription factor activity, RNA polymerase II-specific; zinc ion binding
Source: RefSeq, a predicted model, not a curated record
GGUCGUCCUUUUCGAAGAAAGAUAAGAGAAAAGAAAUUUUCUUUCGUGAGGUUCCGCGUUUCCUCACUCAGGGUUCCGAAGCCAUUUAAGAGCAAUUCGAAGAAGUUUUUACGCCGAUUCGUAACCUACUAUGAAACAUAAAUUCUCUGGUACAAAGCAAAGACCAAGGAACGUACGUAACAGUACACUUCGCAGGCGAACCAGCUCAGUAGAAGGCAAAGACGGUCCCAUCGACCAGAGAAGUUAAUAGCCGUCGUCUUUUUGGGAUUAACACUGGUCAUACACAUGGACUAGCUGGAUAAGGGCAAAAUACAGGGCUCCAUUCUGCAAAAUCGAACGGUAUUAAGGAAAUACAAAACGUAUACAAAUAUGUAUGUAAAGAUCGAGAGAGUGAAAGCGUUUUCCUAAAAUUAAUUGCUGAAAAACCGCCCACGUGUUAAAAAGGCCUUAUCAAUCUGGGCUAAUCAGUCAAUAUUGACGUCAAUAAAACGCUCCAUAUAGAAGAGAUUUCCAACACUUUGGGCUCCAGCUAAAGUGUGGGUUUGUUUUUACUGCUAUUUGCGUAGGACUACCCACCGACUCUCCUCUAUAUAUAUGUAUUUGAAAGCUGGUUAGGUGUGAGCUCUGUGCUUAAUGGCCAACCUGUUGGCUAUUUUGACAGUUCCAGGGGACACAAGUCAACACUUGCAAGAACGCUUGCUUUUACUGUUAGAUUUCUUUGCAUACAUGUUCAACAUAAUGAAUGAAAGCUUAACACUAAAUUAUUAUAUUUUUGAACAAUGUUAAUUGUUAAACCACUAAUUUAUCAGUCGAAACUGUUAUCAAAACAAAGUGACAGCCAGUUAACCCUUUCCUUGCUGCCUGUUUGGCUUUUCUAGCGGCGAACUGCGCAUACGCGGAAAUGCUAGUAGAGCUCUUUUCUGACAGGGGGUGGGUUUUUCCCAUGGCUAAAACUGCAGCUUUUUGGACACGUUAUUUUGACAUUAGUGCAUUUGCGACAGCAGCAGUUGGAGGUGGCGGCCAGCUGUCAGCAGGAAGGCAGUAGGCCGGAAAUCAACAUUGGUCGCAUAUUAACUGCAUUGAGUGUAAAGUGCAUUAAUGAAACAACAAUAACAACAGUGAUAGAAAGAACAACAACACGGAAGUGUAUAACAAUUAUUCUCAGUGUAGAUUUACAGGAGUUGAGUUGAGUUGAGUGCUGAAAAAAAGGGCAAAUCAAUCGAAGAAUUUCACUGUGCAGCGUUUUUCAAGUGGUUUGAGAAGUGAAAUUGCAACGAAGCAAAAUAAAAAGAAAUAAUAAUUGUACAAAAGAAAAAAACAAAUUCAAGAAAAGGCGAGUGUGAAUGUAGUGAAAAGAAAAGAAUACAGAAGUUGUGAUUUGAUUAUGAUUGCAAGAGAAUGUGAUAAUGGCCAUCUCAUUAGUAUAUCUUAGUGUCACACCAUUGCGGCCGCAGCAGCAGCAGCAGCGACAGCGACUGCAGUAAUGCGUUCAUCAAACGAUAAAUUCCUAUGCAGUUUAUGGCAUCCACAUAAGUAAACAAACACUUAAGGAAAAAGCUAUGAUAGUAAUGUCCGAGGCACUUGAGUGCCUAUAGUGUGAUAGUAAAAUAGAAAGCAAACAACAAGAAUAGCAAAAAAGAAUUAGUUAUGUUGAGCGGCAAUAAUACACAACAAUCGCAACAACAACAACAAUCACAGACAACACAACAACAACACCACGCGCAGCACCAACAGCAGCACCAGCAUCAGCAACACAAUACACAACAACAGCAGCAACAACAACAACAGCACCAGCAUCAUCAGCAACAACAACAGCAGCAGCAGCAACAGCAACAGCAACAAGUCUACAACGGUGACUUGAACUUCACCACAUUCGCUGAACUUUGCCGCUUCUGUUCGAUACGAAAUGGUCCCGCCAAAAUUCAUCUCUUCGAAAAGGAGGCGGAGCAGAGGAAUUUGGUCUACAAACUGCGCACGCUAAUGUCAACAAAUAUAUCCAAGGACGACUACCUUCCAAAGAAUAUCUGCGAGCAGUGCGUACACAAAGUGGAACAGCUAUUCGACUGGCGACAAUCGACAUUGCAGAUUGAGAAUAUUCUGCAGAAUUAUGCGGACUCAAUGAGAGCGGUGACGGCUACAAUUAAUUUUCAGGACGGUACCGUUAAUAUGGAUAAAAUGACGGUAGCGCAAAAGAAUGCAUACUUGGAGGCGCAUAUGGCGGUGCAACAACAAAUGGCGCAAGCGGCAAUACAAUUUAAGCAACAACAGCAACAACAACAAACGUCCACGAAUUCCGCACAACAACAACAGCAACAACAGAAUUCGCCCACCACCAAUAACAAUAAUAACAAUAACAACAAUACGUCACAACAGCAAUUGCAACAGCAGCAACAGCAACAGCAACAACAGCAGCAGCAACAACAACAACAGCAAGCACAUUACGCCAGCACGAUUAAGGUACCACAAAUAAGUUCCUCCAGUUCGGGUGGCGCUGAGAGCACUUUCACCGUACCCGACGAUGUCGGCAUGGGUUUCGAGGGUGGCGUACGCGUGCUACAAAGUUUAGGCAGUUGGUCACCGGACAAUGUUACCUACAAUAUACCCAAACCAAAUCUAAUACCAUUCACCGAGCCAUAUGUCGAGGGUGGUUCCAUGCAUCCGGCCAGUCGACUGAAGGCACUGCAACAAGUGCAACAAGCCUCGUCGGGUGUACGCAAAACGAAUCCAUCUAAAAAUCCCAAUAACAAGGCAUUCGAAUGCACGGUGUGCGGCAAAGGACUCGCCAGAAAGGACAAACUCACAAUACAUAUGCGCAUACAUACGGGCGAGAAACCCUAUAUUUGUGAAGUGUGCAAUAAAGCAUUCGCUCGACGCGAUAAACUUGUGAUUCAUAUGAAUAAAUUCAAGCAUGUGACGCCAACGAAUAUAGCGCCAUUGGGCAAGCGACUCAACAAUAUGGUGAAGAAGAAAGAGCCCGAACCGGAGGACAAUAAACAGAAUUUGGAAUUGCAAUUGCAACAACAGGCCGUACAAGUGGCCACACAGAAUAUUAUAGUGCAAACCACAGGUGGCCAGCAUAGUGCACAAACUACCGCCAUACCGGGCAUCAUAAUACCGCAUCAUCAUCAGCAACAGUUGUCGUGGACUUGUGAGCUAUGCGGACGUAUGUUCUCGAGUCGGGACGAAUGGACAUUGCAUGCAAAGAGUCAUCUAGAGUAUUGACAACAGGAACAGGAAAUUAUAGAGGAAACUAAACCAAUAACAGCAACAGCAACAACAACAGCCAACGCGGGAAAGCAGAGCAGCUUUCCAACUGAGUCCAAUCAAAAUACGAAUACAAUGCAAGUCGAGAUGAAUGCACGUCGAGAGAAAAUAAUCAUACAAAAUCAGAUGAUUAUAAACGCGCAACAGCAACAGCAGCAACAACAACAGCAGCA